AUGAUUUUUCUACAACUCUGGUGGGCGCUGUUGGUGUUCAGUAGUCCUGGCUACGCGCAGCAGAUCUCCAGCGAGGAGCAGAAGCAGCCGGCGGAGGGCAGCGAUAAGUUGCUUAGCUUCAGCCGGGCAGUGGAGCUGGCUCGUCCCGAGUUGCAGGAGCUGAAGGCUUCCUACGCUGGUCGCCAGGAGCAGGACGCUGGCAAGCAGCUGGAUCGGCGCAACUCAAUCGACAACAUGCUGGCCAGUUUUGCCCAAAUGGAUGGUGACAAAUCGAAGGCGACAUCUGAGGAUGAAGAGCGAGUGCUGCAGGAGGCGGCGGACGCUUGGUUCCGCGACAUCCAGGCCAGCAUGUCCAAGAUCAAUCCCUACCAGAAGCGCUCCGGUGGCAAGCAGGCACGAUCCAUAGGCAAGCACAUCAUCGACCAGCAUAACAAGGCCAUGGAGCGCACCGAGAUAGGAAAGGUUAAGCUGAAGUACAAGCAAAUGGGCGAUGACACCAUUAUUCGCAAGUACCAGGUGACUAAGAACCCAGGUGCUAUGCAGGACACUGGCAUGAGCCAAUUGGAUAUCAAGCUGAAGCAGGUGCAGCAGAUGCUGACCGACCAGGAGCGCGUGGAGGCCAAGAAGCUGGAGAAGGCGAAGGAAGGGCAGAAGAAGGUGGACGAGUCGCGCUGGGUGGACAAGUUGCCCGAGUUCGGUGACAACCCCAUUCCGGAUGGCAUCUACGAGAGCACCCUCAAUCGCCUGGCCUUUCCCCAUGCCAUGUCCCACAAGCUGGCCCACGAGGCCAACUACAAGCUCUCCAAGAUCGAGCAGGAGGCCUCCGAGAAGGCCUCCAGCAAGCACGCCAGACCCGGUCCCCUCAAGCAGCUGAAGCGGAGCUCCUGCAGUGGCUUCAAUCCCAUGAAUGAGAUCAAGCUGAAGACCAGCAGUCGGCUGAUGCUCAAAGGGCUAGGUCCAUCGCUGCCCAGUAACGCCCUGCUGGACAUCCAUCGCUACCAAAUGGUGGACAACAUGAUCCGGCGGAGGGAGCUGCAGGAACAGCAGAAUCAGCAGCAGCAGCAGCAGCAGCAGCAGCAACUGGAGUCUAGUGAGGAUAGCGACGAAGUGGAACAGCGAAUGGGAGUAAAUAACUUAAUAUCACAGAAUGAGCACUUGGAGUACCUACAGCCCAUCAAUACCGGCAUGGAUGCGAAUCGGAUGAUGGAGCUGCCCCAGAGCUACGACUACCGAGUGCCCCAGUACGAUCGCUUUCAUCCUCUGAAUCAAAGACAAAUGUCGAAUGUGCGGGAAUACGAGAGAACUAAUCGCCUGCCCCUCGACUUGGAUCGCUUCAAGAGGGAACCCCAUAUGGAGUCGUCUCCUCUGGAGGCUUUGAAUGAAGCCGUUUUGGAUCCUUUGUCUGGAGAGGAACAGGUACUCAAGUCUGAGGAUCAAAACAUAUCCGACCAUGAGUUGGCCAUGAAAAUUCGAGUGUUGGACAUUAAUGAAGUCAAGGCCUUACAUUCAACCAAAGUAAAGGACACACAUGAGGAGCUUAAGUUGGACGAGGAAUCCCUAAUCAAGCCCGAAGCUAAACUGGAUUCUGAGGUCUCGCCCAUCGAGGGAAAGUUUGAGGAUAGGUCAGAGGUCGAUGUGGAAAACAAACUAUUGGGACCAGUAAAACGCGAGGCCAAGAAAGAGCUAACUAACCAAAUUGGUGCUAAACUGAAAUAUGAUGGAUCUGCUUUGGAUGCUAAAUCCAAUGCAGAGGCGCCUUUGAAAGGAGCUGUACCACUUAAUUUGGCCAGAAAGAGCGAACUCAAUGUAGCUACUAGUGCAGAUUUGUCAUCCGACUCUGGAAAGCAAGACAGUUUAAAGAAAUGCAAAGGUCCUGAAACGCCUGAUUGUCCCGAUAAUCAUGACAGUAAUCCCGAUUGUGACACGGAGUGCAAGUCGGAAACGGAUGCCGAGAAGGAUGACAGCAUUGUCAAAGUCAACAUCAAGCUAAAGCUGCAGGAGCCGGCAGACGAGAAAUCUGAAUGCGAGGACAUCAGUAAAGUGGAGGCCAAAGCUGCUGCUGCAUCUGCGCCGAAGGUGAAUCCCGAUGCGGUGGUGAAGCUGCUGGCCAAUGAAUUGUCCCUGGACAAGGACCGUGGAAAGCGGCAAGCAAGGCAUCGAAGAUUUCGUAGACACAACGGGAGAGCCAAGAGAUCCUUGGAGGACAACGAGCCCGAGCAACAGCAGCAGGAACCAGAAGAUAAGCAACAUGUGGUGACCAAACGUUUGGUUCCGCUGCUGGAUGAUUUCGAAGACCACAAUGGCAAUCAUCCGGGUUUCGGGAACCUGGGUAAUGGUAUGCUCACCCCGGACGCAGAGGACUCCGGGGAAAGGUCAUAUCCCAGCCAUGAACUGCUGGCUCACUUCGAUGAACUGGAAACUGCUCAUGGCGGCGACUCCCUGGUCACGAUAUACGAUCCCACCAAGGAAGUGGUGCCCAUGCUGAAUAAGCGACCCAAUGGCGGCUUUCAGGGGCAGCAGCCUCCGCAGAUGCAAUUUCCACAGCAGCAGCCGCAGAUGCAGCAGCAGCAGCAGCAGCAAAUGCAGCAGCAAGCACCGCAACUGCCACAACAGCCGCAACAAGUGCAACAGCCGCAACAAGUGCAACAGCCGCAACAACAGGAUCUAAGUCGUCAGCGGCAUCAGUCCAGUAAUUUCCAGGCCAGCUUUAAUCUAACCCAUUUGUUCAAUGAGUUGCAAAAGCUGCAAAAUAUGAAGGCACCACAGCAGCAGCAGCAGCAGCAGCAACAACAGCAGCCACAACAACAGCAGCAGCAAGUGCAACAGCAAGUUGUGCCACAGCAGCCACCAUUGCAGCAACAAUUCCAGUUGCCGCAACAGCAAAUGCCCGUGCAACGAAAUAUCCACCAACUGGCCAACAAGCCCAUUUCGCCACCCAUUAAAUCCUUUGGAGUCCAUCGCUACUUUGGACCCUUCUUCAACAAGCAACUGAAGCACGAACCCUACAUGGCGUCGCUGGAGACCUUGACGACUAUUGAUCCCAGAUGCGUGUCCAUCACGGCGAGUUCCAGUGCCACUCCCCUUGGAAAUGUAACUAUGCCCUUCACUCUGCCUGCGAAUUGCACAACUCCCGCCGGUCCAGUGGCAUCCACUCCAGCCCCAAGUGGCAAUGAAUCGAUUCAUAUGGAUAUCGGGUGCAAUUCUCCGGAUAACAUGAAGCUCAACGUGUCCAUAAAUGCCAAUGUGUUUGGGGAUCCUAAAACCAAACAGUUCUGUGGCAAUGGCUCCAUACGCCUGCUGCCCGCAUAUAAUGAAUUGAACCUGGGUGGUCAGAUUGAUCAGCUUCAUGGAGGUACUGCACAACUGGGGGACGAUCGGGAUGAUGUGAGCGUCAAGGUCAAGGACGAAAGACGUAUACGCGAUGUGGGAGAAGAGUCCAGAGAUGAGUGGGAGCCAAAAAGCCCAAAGGAGAAGCCAAGAAAGCAAGAGGGUCACAUCAGGAGACCUAGUAUUAAAUGGAACAAAAAGCAUAAGAAUCGUCACCAAGGGGCGAAGGCAAAGUUGAAAGGGGGUUCCAUGGCAGAUGCUUAUGAAGCUUCCAAGGAAGCUGCAAAUGAAACACAACAUGAAGGAGCCAAAGCAUCAGGAAAGUGCCACCGACCACGGGUGGAAAUACCAGAGUCCCGCUCGGAAAGCUACGAUAAGCUGAUCACGGACAAGAUCUCCGAGGACAUAGUUUCCGCCGUCUUCGAGGCGGUUGGCAAUGAUCCGGGCAUGGACCGCUUGCUGGCGGUUCUGGAGAGGAAUCGCAAGUGCGCGAAUAAGCAGACCAAGAACUUCUACCAAAUCCGCAACGACAAGACCGAGAACUAUCUGCAUCAGACGGAGACCAUGGUGCGGGACACGAUGGAGGCCAUUAGCAACAUUAUAGAUCAGCAGGUGCGGCGACGCGCGUGCAUUCCACUGCGUCCGGAUCUCCAGGACUUCUAUGACCUGAUACUGAAGACGUCCAACGAGGAGCGCAAGUGCCGCGAGAAGCGACAGAGCUCACUUCAAAUCCUGGCCGAGGACUUCAGCCAGGAUGUGCGUUUACUCGAUCCAAGUAAGAUCAACCAAAAGUCGAGGAUCGUCAAGAAGUUGCUGCGGCAGUACGAGGAUCUCUCGGUGGAGGAUCAGCAGGCGGCGAUUGGUGUGCGCGAUGAGUUGCUCCUGGAUCUGGUUUACCUCCGGAAGAUGGCCGAGUCCGCGGAGCGCUCUCAACGCAACGCCCGACUGCAGCAGGUUCUGAAGCAGACCAGCCUGGACGAGGUCCUGGAGAAGAGCGCGUCCAACGAGUACUCACCGCGCUUCAUCAAACUGCUGAAGACGGCGGAGCUCUACAAGGAGGCGGGUGAGCAGCAGGCCAAGGCAUUUGUGGGUCUUUAG
Molecule: messenger RNA, 4425 nt
Organism: Drosophila erecta
Lineage: Eukaryota; Metazoa; Arthropoda; Insecta; Diptera; Drosophilidae
Exons: 2
Coding region: 1-4425 (1474 amino acids)
Biological process (GO): regulation of transcription by RNA polymerase II
Source: RefSeq, a predicted model, not a curated record